This is a messenger RNA of Tripterygium wilfordii, 1339 nucleotides long. Its product is annotated as thaumatin-like protein 1. Lineage: Eukaryota; Viridiplantae; Streptophyta; Magnoliopsida; Celastrales; Celastraceae. Bases 245 to 1240 code for a protein of 331 amino acids. Gene Ontology annotation, biological process: defense response. Gene Ontology annotation, cellular component: extracellular region. The record is from RefSeq and is a predicted model, not a curated record. The transcript has 3 exons.
ACUGAUAUUUGAUAUACAGAGAAGGAGAAACAGAGAGAGUGAGGGAGAGGGAGAGGAAGAGAGAGAGUUUGAUGGGUUGUAAUCUUCAUCGUCUUCUACACUGUUCCUCCUCUCUGUUUGCUAUCUACCACUGCAAAAAGCCCUGCUUAGGCUACUGUUCUUCUUUCUACCAUUCAAAACUUUGAUCAACUAACUUUACCAUUCUAAUUCUGUCUGAUUGAUUGAGCUAAGAACUUUUUAAGCCAUGAGUCUCUGCUCUUACAUCCACGACCAUUGUUGUACCCUGUUUACAUUUAUUCUUCUCUUCAAUUCUAAAGGUAUUUCAGGUGCUACAUUCAAUUUCGUGAACAAAUGCGAUUACACUGUAUGGCCUGGAAUCUAUGGCAGCCCCAAAUUGGACAGUACCGGCUUCGAGCUCUCAAAAGGUAGCUCUCGUUCAUUCCAGGCUCCGACAGGCUGGUCGGGUCGGUUCUGGGGCAGAACAGGUUGUGAUUUUGACAAUUCAGGUCAGGGAGUCUGCGCCACUGGCGAUUGUGCGUCCGGACAACUAGAGUGCAACGGCAUGACAGCCGCGCCGCCAGCCACUUUAGCCGAGUUCACGCUCGGUUCCGGCUCGCAGGACUUCUAUGAUGUGUCACUCGUCGACGGGUACAAUCUCCCGAUGAUGAUUGACGUGAGUGGUGGCUCCGGUACUUGCGCGUCAACAGGAUGCGUGGAGGACUUGAACCGUCGUUGCCCGGCUGAGCUUAAAGCGGAUGGCGGUGGAGCUUGCAAGAGUGCCUGCGGCGCGUUUGGGAGUCCUGAGUAUUGCUGUAGCGGCGCAUACGGUUCACCUUCUACUUGUAAGCCGUCGAUAUACUCCGAAAUGUUUAAAAGCGCGUGUCCACGAUCGUAUAGCUACGCAUACGAUGAUGCUACGAGUACUUUUACGUGUACUGGAGCUGAUUAUACGAUCACGUUUUGCCCUAACUUGCCCACUCCAAAAUCUGCAAUGGACCCACCUCCCAAGCCAACAACAACAACAACAACGGAUGGGUCUGGGUCCGGGUCCGAGUCCGAAUCUGGAACAGGGUUCAGGCCAGUAGAAGAGAGUGAACUGGCUAGUUCAUGGCUAGCAAACUUGGCCACUGGAGAGUCGAGCAAUUCUGGACCUUUAUGGAGCGUACAAUAUUCUAUUUUUGUGGGAAUUUCUCUUUUCCUAUGCUUUAUUCACUUUUUUAUAGUUCUCUUUAUGUAUUGAUAAGAAGAGAAUCCCAACUAUUCCCAUAUCUUCCAUAUUUUAAGGUUAAAAUUCAUGGAAAGCAUUUUUAAUUUAGAAAUAGAAUGUGCCUGUUUUUGA